AUUUAAAAAACUAUACUAUCGUGUAUUUAUUUUAUCUGACAUGUUUGCAGGUUUUAGAUCAAAUAAUACAAUAUUUAUCGAAAGUAGUUAAGUCAUUUUACAAAUUAAAUCCUAAAUUAGCUAGACUGAAAAAAGAAAAUGAUUUAUUAGUUAGCAAACAUGAUCAUACUUUCGACAUGUUGUGUAGCAGAAGGUUUAUAAUGCUGCAAUCUCUGUACAAUCUUAUAAUUACGAUACUGUCAGCAUGUCUACAUAGAGAAGAUUCGAGGAAAAUGAUCGAGUCUUGUUUAAGCUUAGUGGGUAUUUAUAACAACUUGAUCGGUUUGAGCUACAAGAGGUUUACAGCUAAAUUCAAUAUCUGCAGUAACACAUAUCCAAACACUAUAAGUGAAACGAAAACUCUUACUCUUACUAAAUUAGUACAGGUUCUGGCCAAAAGCCGCACGGAAACAAAUUGUCAUCGUCUAAUCAAUUGUUUAGUCAUGAUGUAUAAACCCGAAGACCAUGCUGAUAGCGACUCCAGUUCCAGUACAGCUGACAGUUUGGAAAUAUAUCACACUUUAACUAAACACAUAACACCACCAACGUCUUCCGCAUCUCGACGUCUGAACAUGAACAAACGUCGACAAGCUUUCAUAGAUAAUAAAAAAGCCAAAAUGAAACAAGCGCAGAGUCUUAUCGAACCUAAAAACGGACAUAAAAAGCUGACUGAAGUACUGAACCCACAAAUUUCGGAUUCCGAAGUGCCUUACUCUUCACUUUUAACCAACGAAUGUGUAUUAGACGCCUUUAAUAGUGAAGAAAACGUCAAUACAAUUUUGCAGAGUGAAGAAAUAUACAUAGAGAUACUACUAGACACUGUAGCAAAUGUUUCUCCUUUGUUAUUGGGACCAAAGGGUGUCAAAAAUCUAAAAUCAGGUAGGAUACAAGCUAGCAAAAAAUCAGCCCAAAAAGUAACACAGUACUAUCAAAAUUUGCUUUGGGGUGAUGUCGGUAGUUGCCUAGAACAUAUCGUGCUUUGGUGGUCUUCAUUUCCAUUAGCUACAAGAUCGCCCAAUACGAGUCAAAAUCUUCGUCAAUGGUUGUUUUCUACUUUCAACGAUAAUAAUACUCCAGAUUUAGUACUAUCAUCAUUGAGAAUAUUAGCUGACGCCUUAGGAUGCCAUGUCACAUCAACUUCUUGGGACAAGCAUUUUGGGGCAACAUUAACAACAAAUUUAAAGCCGACCGCUUUAAAGGAUUACUCGAACCUCUCUGUCGCCAUCAACGAAGCUACAGAAUCUGGAGCUAACUUCGCAGUGAUGCUUCAAGAGCUCGUGACUCUAAACAACCAUUGCGAAGUAACCUGGGACUAUAUUUUAGGGGCGCCGUUAGAGGACUUGCCUAUAGUGGAACAAAUACCUAUUUUACAUCGAUUAGAUCAUUCAAUCCAUACGUAUCGACUGUGGUGCCUUGCGGAAACACGUCGUUUGGCGAACCUCUGGGAUAUGGAUAACUUCUUCCGAGUAGCUCAAAACGAUAUGCAAGUUUGCUUAGAGCAACUUGUAAACUUGCGUUUCGCUGAUCACAACGAUACCCUUGAAUCUGGUAAAGUUGGUGUACACGAAAAUGUUUGCGCUAAAAUGAGAGAAAAGUUAGUGUCAGAAGUGAAAGUCAACAUUCAGAAACUAAAGGAGGCGGCAGAUGAAAUAACGACGGUUCUGUCGUCCGUAUGCGCCACAAUAAGCCUAGCGCAUCUCACGAUGAUAUUCCCGAGCAACGCCGAGUGGCGGAGGGUAGUUCAACCGCCAGAUCCUACCUUUUCCUUAUAUGUACACGAGUUCCUAGAUAAAAUGUUAUUGCCAGUUAUAAAAGCAACUAAAGAUAUUACGACUUUAAACAUGGUGCUAAGGAUAAUGUGCGAGUCGUGGCUACAUCAUAUUUAUGUGGCGAAAGUAAAAUUUACAAAAGAUGCUGCGGUACAGUUAUUAGCAGAUUUCAAUGAAGUCCGCGUUUGGUUAAACAACUGCAAACCUCUUGCAGCCUCAUCUAAGAAACACAUCUUGCAAAACGAAGUGUUGAGGAGAUGCGAAGGCGUUGGAAGAUUGUUACUUCACGCGCCAGGCGAUCUCAUAUCAAUGCAAGAGUCAACGAUGCAGUCCGCUAAGAUUCGAAAAGAUGAAAGCGACACUCCGGAGCAGCUAAUGCCGGCUGAGAUGUACGUGCCGAACCAGAAGCAGUGGCUGACGUUACGUGCGGGCAAGUUCAAGGGGCCAGUCGCCUUUACCCUAUGUUGCUUAGUUUUAUAUUAAUAUGUUAACUCAAUAAAUAUAUAUUUGAA
Molecule: messenger RNA, 2320 nt
Organism: Pararge aegeria (speckled wood butterfly)
Lineage: Eukaryota; Metazoa; Arthropoda; Insecta; Lepidoptera; Nymphalidae
Exons: 17
Coding region: 177-2291 (704 amino acids)
Source: RefSeq, a predicted model, not a curated record